AUGGAGAAACGUAGUGAGGGACAUUUAGAACGCCUUCCGGCAACUGUAAGGCCGACACUGGCCAUCAAGGCGUUCGAGCAUUUGAGUGUCAAAGGUAAAGACCCGAUACGCCUGAGAGCCCACCGCCAGAUCCUGGUCCUCCUGUUGACGGCCGCUGCAGCCGUCCAGAAAGAGGAGCUUGGGCCCUUGAACCAAACCGGCGAGCCUUUUGAUUCACAGUUGCUCUGGGACCUGAGUGCCAGUGGCUGCGGAUCAUUGCCAGAAAAGCGGUCAUCCCUGGACUCCAAGGCGGGCAGCAACAAAAUCACGCCCUUCGGUCGGGAAAACACGGCGGGCGAGCUGCAGGACAUCGCGGCGAAGUCCCAGGACACCUUGGUGGAUGCCGUUGAGACAGCAGAGGCGGGCGUGGCGAAGAACACUUUGCCCAGACCUUUAGUGCUGCAGCACACCGCACCCGAAGCUGUCGUGCAGGCUGAGAAGGUGCAGAACACGGUGCCCGAAGCUGUCCUGCAGGCGUGCGUGCGCCUCUGCGAAGAUGUAGAGCUUCUCGCCCGGCUGAGCCAGCUUUGCAAAGCUAUGUGGCAGGUCAUUUCCAACCCCCACUUCUUGGAAGAGCUGCGUGCGCAGAUCGCCCUGACGCAUUCUUGGUUGAUGUUUGCGAGCCGGCGCGAGUGGCUCGACCGGACUGACCUCGGCUUCACUACGCUGGCUUCAAUAUCUGGCUGGGUACGCCUCCAGCAUGACCUGGAAGUCGAUGCCAGACUCGCUAGAUCCGACAACCAGGUGUGCGUGACAGCCUGCCUCCCUGUGCAGCAACCGGCCUCCACGCAUCCUGGGGCGCGGCAUGCAAGACUGUGCAGCAUGAUUGUGAUGCUCUGCGCUUCGUGCACCUUAGGGCUCUCUGGUUGGAGCGCUCUGUCCCUGUUUGCCACCGUAUCGAUAGCGGCUGCCUUCGUGCUGCCUCUGCGUUUUCUCUCUGAGUCCCCGCGCUGUGAUUGGGAGAGCGUGUCCGACUUUGACGAUGGGAUCCGCGAUGGGCCGCAGGAGCUGUCGGCGGAGGUGCGCAACGCAAUCGUGCGCUACUGUCAGGAGCAUCCGUGGCCAGCGGUCGGUGUUGCAGGCACGCCUGUUGCCCCGCGUGAAUCUCCACAGUGA
Molecule: messenger RNA, 1155 nt
Organism: Symbiodinium natans
Lineage: Eukaryota; Dinophyceae; Suessiales; Symbiodiniaceae
Source: the annotation of a GenBank genome assembly